Messenger RNA from Hippoglossus stenolepis (Pacific halibut), 2292 nucleotides. RefSeq names its product histone H2B. The transcript has a single exon. Bases 11 to 385 code for a protein of 124 amino acids. NCBI's taxonomy places the organism in Eukaryota, Metazoa, Chordata, Actinopteri, Pleuronectiformes, Pleuronectidae. Gene Ontology annotation, cellular component: nucleosome. The record is from RefSeq and is a predicted model, not a curated record. Gene Ontology annotation, molecular function: DNA binding; structural constituent of chromatin; protein heterodimerization activity.
UAUCGUGACGAUGCCUGAACCAGCGAAGCCUGCGCCCAAGAAGGGCUCCAAGAAAGCGGUGGCGAAGGCCCCCGGUAAGGGCGGAAAGAAGAGGAGAAAGUCCAGGAAGGAGAGCUACGCCAUCUACGUGUACAAGGUGCUGAAGCAGGUCCACCCCGACACUGGGAUCUCCUCCAAGGCCAUGGGCAUCAUGAACUGCUUCGUGAGCGACAUCUUCGAGCGCAUCGCCGGUGAGGCCUCUCGUCUGGCUCAUUACAACAAGCGCUCCACCAUCACCUCCAGGGAGAUUCAGACCGCCGUCCGCCUGCUGCUGCCCGGGGAGCUGGCUAAACACGCCGUGUCUGAGGGCACCAAGGCCGUGACCAAGUACACCAGCUCCAAGUAAACGACUCUAAGGAGACAUCAAAGCAACGGCUCUUUUAAGAGCCACACACUUUCUCUAUGGAGACAAACUGUCCUGACUCUAAUGUCAUGUCCAUCAACAUUAAAACAGCCACUUUAAACUAACACCGUAACUGUGGUUAAUUAGAUCAUGGUUGAAUUUAAUAAUUGGGGAUCAUAUUGAAGUAGUUUUCUUGUCCCGUGUCCACAGGGACAAUAUAUUAUAAUGACGGAUGUAUUUUUAUAGUGCAGUAAUACACUGGUGUAUAGAGGCUGCCAAUGGUUAUCGAUUUAUGAUCUUUUUAGUACACAACAUACCCAUAUAUUAAUAGUCCACAUUAGCUCCAAAACAUCCAUUCAGAGCAGCGCACCUAAACACAACAAACCACUCUGUCCAUGGUCCUGAAACAAGGUAUCCAAUUUAGUUGGUUAAAAUUAUACUGUUAAAAAUUACAGCCUUUUUCAGACGUGGUUUUAUCUUUAGCUACAAGUUUGUAAACACGCCUACACAGGGUCAUUGUUGGAAAAACUAAUCAGAAUAGGGUUAGAGAGGUUUACCAAAAGAGUGAUUAUGAUUUGAAAGAAACUCUUAAAUCUGAAAAACUAAAUUGCUAUUAAUUUACACUUGAGCACUGGGUGUAAAUGAACAUAUGUGGACCCACCCAAGCAGGGCCUUAGAAAAGAUUUGAAAAACAAUCGUCAGGUGGGGGUUAAUUAGAUUUACUUUCAAACAAGAUCUAUUGAUAUUUGCAGAAAACAUUUAUUUCGCAAACCUUUUUUUUCUUAGAAAACACGUGGAGUUCAUGUAGCAGCCAUUUUCUGUUCAGCUUGAUGCUAACAAACUACUUUAGGAGAAUGAAAUGGUAUAAACAUUCUAAACCAUUUCCUCAGAUACAUUUGACAUAUAGUGGUUGUGACACAGGAAAUAUUAACAAGUUUUAAAUAUUCUAAAACUAUUAAACUUAUCUGACCCUUUCUGCCAUGGAUGCACUCUGCAUAGGUGGAAUAUGAGAAUGGAUCCUUCAGAGUGACUGCUGUCGCUAAUAUUGGCUGAUUUUAUUACAUUUUAAUGAAUGUCUAACGGUGUUCACAAAAAACUGGGAAACAACUUUGAAACCUUACGAAAUGUGCAGGUGUCACUAAAGAUCAAUUUUGCUCUAAUAGGAUAUAUACAUUUUUCUCAUGUGUAAAUAAGCUUGUUUUAAUCAUUAAAAAAUACUUGUAUCCAUUUUAUUGCAUAUGAAUAUCUGAAGCCUUCUCUGUGGACAUGAUGUUGUAAAUGUAGUGGGAAGACUGUGUGAUAGAUUUGAUAUAAUAAUAAUUCAAUUAAAUUGAAAGGGAUAAGAAUGUUCUAUUGUUAAUCCCUCAUAACAUCUACAAUUGAAAAAUAUUUUAAGUUUUUAACCGAAUAGCAGUUUCUACUGCAGGACGUGUUGUCCCAUGUGUCAAGAAUCAGUGAUCUGUGUUAUUCAUGAGGAGAAGGUGGUGAUAAUUGUAUUUGUAAAGAAGCUCAUGACAUCAUUGCUCCUCUGAGUUAGAGGAAUAGAUGGAUCAGUAGAACUAUGACUCUGUCAUUUCUCAGUGCUUUCUUGUUAUAUAUCAGGCUAUCUUUCCAGGCCAGGUGAAAAUCAUUUUGGUUGGUGGAACACCACUUCCUGUCCAGCUUCUGUGAUGUCUGUUUUAAAACACGUAUUUGAUAACUAUACCAUGGAGCUAAUCUCCUCUGGUUUACUCUCUUAUUGUUCAGCAGGGCGACAGUGUCAAGGGUUGUUUUGUUAUGAGGCUGCUGUACAUUUAACAAAGUUAUUAAUUAGUGUUCAUUCACAUGUUGAGUUAAAACAAUUGAGUCUACUAAUGAAUUAAAUGAUGAACUAAGACUGUCACUGGUAACAUAAAUGAAUGUUGAAAUCA